AGCGUUGGGGAGGCGUGCACCGAGCUGAAGCGCGAGUACGACCAGUGCUUCAACCGCUGGUUCGCGGACAAGUUCCUCAAGGGCGACAGCGCCGGUGACCCCUGCGGGCAGCUCUUCAAGCGCUACCAGCUCUGCGUGCAGAAAGCUAUCAAGGAAAAGGACAUACCCAUCGAAGGCCUGGAGUUCAUGGGCCCAAACAAAGGAAAAACUGAAAACUCCUCCUGACCUCAGCUGCAUGGAUGGAGUCACUAAUAGGAACCUUUGAACUAAGCAACACCACCUGGCAGAUGGCUCGACGCCACCUGCAUAUGACCUUUGUUAAAGCUGCUUUCUAGAAGCCAGGAACCUUCUCUGCUUGUUAAAAAAAA
Molecule: messenger RNA, 368 nt
Organism: Nestor notabilis (Kea)
Lineage: Eukaryota; Metazoa; Chordata; Aves; Psittaciformes; Psittacidae
Gene: TRIAP1
Product: TP53 regulated inhibitor of apoptosis 1
Exons: 2
Source: RefSeq, a predicted model, not a curated record